GCCUUUGCCACUGCCACUGCCACACUUCUAGGCUUCAAGAGCAUAUCAGCUAUCUCCAACCGUUGAAAUGCAGCAGCCUAGGGACAAGUCUGUGUGGUCUAUGUGAGCCCUUUAUUUUAUGUGCCUGUUCGCGCUGCGACCAACUCCAAAAGCUGGACGGCGCCAAAUUCUGGUGCGGAUCGAUCACGCUUGCACGUCCCCCUUUUCGACCCUCUUUUCUCUACUUCUCGCAAAACGUCGAUUGAUACGCAUUGGAACCGACAUUGAUCUCUGCAAUAUUAUGAUAUGGUGAUAUAGACGCAUUUCAUUUGCAUCUAUAUCAGCUUAUCUUUGGUUAAAAAAAAACACUGACAUCAUCGCCUCCUAUCAAAUCUUGAUACAUCACCUCACUCCCCACCAUGGCGCAAACCCUCUCGACAGCGUCGUCGUCGCAAGCGCCCGUCAAAUCCGAGCCUAAACCCAUUCAGCAGCAGCAAGGCAACCGCCAGUUGAGGCCACUGAGUCCGGGAGACCGGUUGCAGUUCUCGGCAAGCUUUCGCAGCGGUCACCUGAACCUCAGCACCAUUUCUCCCGUCAACGAAUACGGGAGCUUUGAAUUUGACCGUGUCUUGAAGAGAGGCCGUGUGCUUUGUAAGAUCAAAAGCAGACAUGCUUUCAAAGCAUCUUGGAAAGCUGGCUACCUUGUCCUACGACCAAAUCUCCUCUCUGUUUACAAGGACGAAGACGAAGCGAAGCUGCUCCUAUCCGUGACCCUCACUGAAGUCACUGCCGUCGCGCCUGUCAUCUCAUCACGACCCGAACGCAAUUACACUUGGAGGAUCUUCACCCCGUCGAAAAACUACCGCUUUCAAUCCGCAUCAGAGAAGGAGGGGGAGGACUGGAUCGGGCGUAUUCAAGCAGAACUACACGUUGAUGAGGAGGAAGAAGCCAUUAUCGCAGCCACACAUUCGGUCAAGGCAGGGAAUAAUGCAUCUGUCCAAAGUGACGCGGAUGACCAGCAAGGAAUUAUCACUGCGAGUGAGCUUUCUGAUGUAGGGGAAACCGAGCAGGGCAUCCUGUCCAGCUCUCCGGAUCUCACCAGAACCCUCUCGCCGAUUGGCCCGAGCGGCAAAAAUUUACCCUUCACUCAGGAAUACUCAGGGAAUGAGAUGACCGAGCUUUCAGACUUCUCAGAUGCACCCGACAACGCUACACGAGCACAACUGCAACAGCGCCGAAAGUCCACACUCUCACCAUGUCCUCCUAAGAGCGGCGGAAGUGCUUCUGUAGGUAGCGCUACCAACCUCGGAGACAAAUCAGAACGAACGUCUUCGACAGCGACAUCUGGCGCCGCAGCCGAUCCAGAACGUGUCAUAUUCCAGGGCCAUCUACAAUGUCUCCAGAGCAAGCGCGGCGUUCGACAAUGGAAACGACUCUGGGUAGUCCUGCGGCCGAUCAGUCUCGCCUUAUACAAAGACGCCAAGGAAUACUGCGCUGUCCGCAUCAUCCCGAUGUCCCAGGUCAUCACUGCCGCUGAGAUCGACCCUAUAUCCCGAUCCAAGAACUUCUGCCUUCAAAUCAUCACCGAAGACCGCCCAACAUACCGCUUCUGUGCGCCCGACGAGGAAAGCCUCGCCAAAUGGCUGGGUGCAUUGAAAAGCAUCAUCGUGGCUCGAAACAAAGCAAUCGAGAGUAAAAAAUCUAAUGGAGUGCCGACGAUUGUAGCUCCUCCGCCUUCUUCUCCCCCGUCUAGCUCGCUUGCUCCGCCUCCAGAACACUUUCAGGAACAAUUCCAGCCUUUGCGAUGAUUUCCUUUUUACACACCGAAAUAUUUCGGUGUGCAUUCUAUCUUUUGAUAGCAUGAUUAUUACGAUCGAUAUGACCUUUUAUAUAAUUCUUGUCUAUUGACUCGAUUGAUUCCAUUGUGUAUAAUAUCUGUUCCUUUCAACUAAUGUUUAAGUCUAAGUCUUAUCCAUCAUUUUUGGUGGAUCAUUCGAUCAGAAUACUACAGGGGACAUAUCCAGCUGUCUUUUUUAUUUUAAUUAUUAAUGCAGAUUCAUCCGAACAUU
Talaromyces proteolyticus is the source of this 2048-nucleotide messenger RNA. RefSeq lists its product as uncharacterized. The transcript has 3 exons. NCBI's taxonomy places the organism in Eukaryota, Fungi, Ascomycota, Eurotiomycetes, Eurotiales, Trichocomaceae. Bases 399 to 1787 code for a protein of 462 amino acids. The record is from RefSeq and is a predicted model, not a curated record.